Metarhizium robertsii ARSEF 23 is the source of this 1107-nucleotide messenger RNA. RefSeq lists its product as uncharacterized. The record is from RefSeq and is a predicted model, not a curated record. The transcript is spliced from 2 exons. NCBI's taxonomy places the organism in Eukaryota, Fungi, Ascomycota, Sordariomycetes, Hypocreales, Clavicipitaceae. Bases 1 to 1107 code for a protein of 368 amino acids.
AUGUCUGAGCUUCAACUCGAUUCAAAGACUUACAACCACCACCCUACGCAUGCCGUAGACGAAUUCGAGUCGCCGAGUUCCAACCCGGUCGAACACAAGCGCCACGGUAUAUUCUCUCCUUCUGAGUGGCUUUUAGAGAUGCUUAGUACCAUUGGAAAACUUGUGUGCCUCGCCGCCAUCAUCGCCAUCUUCUGGAACAUGGACAACAAGCCGCUCUCGGCUUGGAACAGCAUCGUCUCUCUCAACGCAGCCAUAUCGAUUCUAACAACCGCCCACGGAGCGGCUCUAAUGCACGGCGUUGGCAAUUUCAUUGGCCAAAUCAAGUGGCUUCACUUCAAGGAGGGAGUCGAUAGGCUCGAGAACCUGCAAAAGUUUGACGAAGCAAGUCGCGGGCCCUGGGGAUCCUUCAUGUUUCUUGCCACGGUCAAGCCCAACCUGGCUACUCUCGGUGCCUUGAUUACAAUAGCUCGAUUCGCUUUGUCGCCACUGACCCAGCAAGUGGUCAAGAUUGAGCAACAAUUGGUCCCAAAGGGCGACGCUGUCUUCGGAUAUGCGCACGAAUAUAAUCGUGGGCUUAUACUGGCGAACAAUGUUCCAGACAGCAUCCCACAGGAUCCCGGACUACAAGUGGCCGUCUUACGAGGACUGUAUAACAUUAGCAGUCCAGAGGUGUUCAGCUGCUCGGGGGAAUGUAGGUGGGAAGGGCGGUACGUAAGCUUAGGGUUCAAGACUGAAUGCACGAAUGUCACACAAGCAACACUUGAUACUUCCCAAUGCGCCAAGGCCUACGAUAAUCCAAGUCUUACCCUCUGCAACAUGACGACGCCCAGCGGCUUGGGCAUCUCGACUCGAUACGUGGAAACUGAUCUUACAACUACCUAUUGCAUGAAUGUUUCCUCAAGAUGGGAGUCAGAUGACGAAUUGCGGACCAGACUUCCUGAAAUUGCACGUUUCGCCUUGUAUAGGUCUACUAGCGAUGGCAACUUCAACGCUUGGGACGUCAAUAUUACGGAUUGCUCUCUGUCACUCGCAGCUUAUGAGUACACCAAUGCCCGAGCGAACGGCAGCGCAUUCUCAUUUGAGCAAACCCGAGAGCCUCGAACCUAA